AUGGCCUUCUGGAGAACUUUAUCGAAGCUCUGCAAGGAAUUGAAUGACCUUCAUAUUGAAGCACUUUCAGUGAUAGCCAAUUGUCUUGAAGAUACGGAUACCAUGGUGCUGAUUCAGCAGACAGGAGGUCUUAAAAUGUUCCUAACAUUUGCAGAAAACUCUACAGUUCCUGAUAUUCAGAAGAAUGCAGCAAAAGCAAUUACUAAAGCAGCUUAUGAUGCUGAAAAUAGAAAACUUUUUCAUGAACAAGAGGUUGAAAAGUGCCUUGUAACCCUUUUGGGAUCUGAAAAUGAUGGAACUAAAAUCGCUGCUUCCCAAGCGAUUUCAGCAAUGUGUGAGAAUUCAGGCAGCAAAGAUUUUUUCAAUAAUCAGGGGAUUCCACAGUUAGUUCAGUUGCUAAAAAGUGACAAUGAGGAGGUAAGAGAAGCUGCAGCUCUAGCCCUGGCCAACCUGACCACUUGCAGUCCCGCAAAUGCAAAUGCUGUUGCAGAAGCUGAUGGUAUCGAUCCAUUAAUACAUACUCUGUCUAGUAAACGAGACGGGGCCAUUGCCAACGCUGCUACAGUCUUAACAAACAUGGCCAUGCAGGAGCCCCUGCGCGUGAGCAUCCAGGGCCACGACAUCAUGCACGCCAUCAUCAGCCCGCUGUGCUCUGCAAACACGGUCGUGCAGAGCAAAGCCGCCCUCGCCGUCGCUGCAACUGCGUGCGACGUGGAGGCCCGGACAGAGUUUAGAAAUUCUGGUGGAUUGGAGCCCCUUGUAGAGCUCCUGCGCUCAAAGAAUGAUGAAGUCAGAAGGCACGCCAGCUGGGCCAUCGUGGUCUGUGCCAGUGACGAGCUGAUGGCCGUUGAAUUAUGCAGGCUCGGGGCUUUAGAUAUCCUUGAAGAAGUUAAUCUAUCAGUAAGUCGAAAAAAUAAAUUCAGUGAGGCAGCUUAUAACAAACUGCUCAACAAUAAUCUUUCCCUGAAGUAUAGCCAGACUGGCUAUUUGUCAUCAAGUAACAUAAUUAGUGAUGGAUUCUAUGAUUAUGGUCGGAUAAAACGCGGCGCCAAAUUUUUGUCUUUGAAGGAGCUCUGCUUGCAAGAACCAAGUGAUCUACAUACUGUACUCUUAAUUAACAGUAAAUUUUCUGAUGUUUCUCCACCUCCAUCUACGGAAGAUAAAUCAUCAGAUGUUGGUUAUGGACGAAGUAUUUCUUCUUCAUCUUCCUUAAGAAGAGCAAGUAAAGAAAAGGCCAAUGCUGGGCUUGUAUCUCCCACGGAAAUGCUGGACUUGUAUCUCCACGCCCCUACCUCUGGACGAAAUACUGUUCUUAGCAAAAGCGCCGCUAAAGAAAAAGGAUUGAGGAAAGGCAGAGGAAAAAAAGAAGAGGAAAAAGUGAAAGAGGAGGAAGAGGUUAUGAUUGUACCAAAAUUGGUUGGCGAAGGAAGCUCUGACAAAGAAUGGUGCUGUCCCUCUGACCCUGAUUUCUGUGUUUAUGUGUCUGAAGUAACCAAAUCAAUACUGCCCAUAAUCAGUAUUAGAGAACAGAUUGAGGUUCUUGCAAAGUAUGUGGCAGAAAAAAUGGGUGGUGAGAUUUCAAAAGAGAAGCUACAUGAUUUCAGCUGGCAACUUCACAUAAGUGAACUAAAAUUUCAACUUAAGUCCAAUGUCGUACCAAUUGGAUAUAUCAAAAAAGGAACCUUCUACCAUCGAGCUUUGCUUUUCAAGGCUCUGGCAGAUAAAAUCGGUGUUGGCAGCUCUCUAGUUCGAGGGGAGUAUGGCAGAGCUUGGAAUGAAGUCAAGCUGAUGAACGAAUCUCGUAAAGGAGUGAUUGGGGGCCUCCCCCCUCCUGAAGUAUACAUUGUCGACCUCAUGUUCCAUCCAGGUGGACUGAUCAAGUUAAAAAGUAGAGAGGCCGACCUUUACAGAUUUCUUUAAACCAUCAAAUAAACACAUGGAGGGUCCAAGAAAUUCACUGUCUACACUUUCACAGAAGUUCACCAAUUGAUUUUAUUUAUUUCAAUAAAAGUAUUAAGAAUGUUCCGUCUGUGUAGUAACAAGGAAACUUGGAUUGAACUUGGGCGUGCUUCUGAUGUCAGGUUUUUGGCAAGAGUUCACAGUCUUAUUAGGUAAUUUUAUGCUCACCGUUCCUCACAUAAAGCUUACUAUUGUUGAAAUUAAUCCAGCCCACUGUUUCCUAAGGAGCAUCUCUGUAGUUUAGGAGUCUUUUAAAAGCACUCAGCUGCUGCUCCUGGGACAAUACUGUGGCCUGGUGUCUGUCAUUUUUUACGCCCAGAACGCUUCAGGAACACUUGCUUACAUAAACUCAAUGGGUUUUUAAUGUCUUCAGUCACCUUGUCUCACUUUUCAUUAAAUAAGAUUUUGAUAGUAGUUUAUUUAUAGAUCUAUUUUAGUAUUACAACUUUCUAAAAGAUUUUGUUCAUAUUUUAAAAACUUAUCAGUAAGAACUCUGUUUUAAUGUACUUCACUGAAUUAAAAAUAUUUAAAAAAUA
Galeopterus variegatus (Sunda flying lemur) is the source of this 2495-nucleotide messenger RNA. It is a transcript of the gene ARMC3, whose product is annotated as armadillo repeat containing 3. The coding region runs from base 1 to 1920 and encodes 639 amino acids. Gene Ontology annotation, molecular function: protein binding. Lineage: Eukaryota; Metazoa; Chordata; Mammalia; Dermoptera; Cynocephalidae. The transcript has 13 exons. The record is from RefSeq and is a predicted model, not a curated record.